AAAGGCCAGGUCAGUAGUACUUAAAUAAAUGUAGUCAUUAUACUGCAGCUCAUCUAUGAACACAUACUGUGCUGUAACCGCAAAUAAUGGAGUUAGAUAUACAUUAUGUCAAUUUUGAAAACAGUGAUACUGAGUGCAGAACUCUACCUAAAAUACCAAGUCAAAGCCAGGAUGCAGGAAAAGCUCAAAAAUGCAGAAGAAGUGGAUGUCUGGUGUUGAUAGCGAUAGCGAUGUGUUUCGUUUUGCUCAUUUGUGGUGUUCUGCUGGUUUUUGUCAUACUGCAACACAUCUCCAUCACAGCAGACAAAGGCCAGUCCAAGACUUACAAGGACACAAUCCAAGUGUUCAAUGAGACCAUCAACAGAUUACAGAACAGUUACUCCGAUCUAAUGACUAAGAAAGACCAACUGCAGGAAAAAUUCAAUGUCAUGAGUGAUGAACUAAACAAAGCUUAUCACAAAGCAGAAAACAACCUAUCCAAGAACUACAAGGACACAAUCCAAGUCUUCAAUGAGACCAUGAACAGAUUACAGGACAGUUGCUCUAAUCUAAGGACUAACAAAGACCAACUGCAGGACAAAUUCAACAUCAUGAGUGAUGAACUAAAGAAAGCUUAUCAAAAAGGUUAG
Labeo rohita (rohu) is the source of this 629-nucleotide messenger RNA. RefSeq names its product putative leucine-rich repeat-containing protein DDB_G0290503. NCBI's taxonomy places the organism in Eukaryota, Metazoa, Chordata, Actinopteri, Cypriniformes, Cyprinidae. The record is from RefSeq and is a predicted model, not a curated record. The transcript has 3 exons. Bases 87 to 629 code for a protein of 180 amino acids.